AUGAGCAAGCAAUAUUCAUAUCGCCGCGAAUGGGUUAAUAUAAAUGAUUGUGUUGGUAUUGCAAUUCAUACGGUUGAUAGAACAAAUACCGAUCCAAAAUAUUUACCAUGUUUAAUUAUUGAAAAAAACGAAAAAAAUAAUAUUUCUUUAUAUAAAUUAAUUUGUCAAUAUGGUAUUUUACAAAACACAUUUGAAGCCGGACAAUUUAUGAAUUUAAAAGAUGCUUGUCCCAAUGAAUUGAAACAAAUUGAUGUUAGUACUUUAAAGCCAAUCACCAUCAUUGAAGCUUCAAAACUUUAUUCUCGUGGUUCUACAACUGACCGAACUUGUAAUUGUCAGGGCAAUAAUAAUAAACAACAAAUGAAACUAUUUAUGAAAUAUUUCAAAUAUCUUAAUGUUUAUCAUAUUUAUAAAGAAUUUUUUUAUCUUAAUCAACGAUAUAAAAGUUUAGUUGUUAAUAGAAAUUUUUCAAUUCAAAUAAAUAUCACAACAAUGUCAAAAUUAAAUUUUGAUAUUUAUCAUGAAAAUAUGAUUCAAUCAAAUAAAUAUCGAAUGAUUUAUGAUUAUAUUCAACUUGAAACAUUAAUUUUUGAUAAUAUUGAUACAAAAUAUCUUAAUAAUAUUCUCAAAUAUUUAAUUUAUUUACCAAAAUUAUAUUCAUUAAUUUUUAGUCUUAUUGAUUAUAUUCAAGAUCCAAAUAUUCUUUUUCAUCAUAUAUUUCGUUUAUCGAAAUUAAAAUAUUUUGAUAAUAUACAUUUCAAUAUAUUCAAGAAAUUAAUCAUAUGUUUCUUUGGUUCUGUUGAAGUUUUACAUUUUACAACACAUGAUUUAACAUAUUUAGUUCCAAAUCAAUGGGAAGAAUUAAUUUUAUUUUCAAUGCCAAAUUUACGUAUUUUUGAUAUAUAUCAUACUAGUAUUAUAAAAAAUAAUCAAUUAAUAUAUCUUCUUUUAAUUUAUGAAUUUGAUUCUUUGUUUUGGACUCAACGACAAUAUGAAUUCAAUUCACAACUUUAUUUACGUAUUCAAGAAAAUAAUUCUAAUUCAGUUAAACAUGUUCAUAUAUGUAGUAAAUAUUUACCGAAUCAUAGUGUAAUUUAUUUUCCAAAUGCUAAUGAAUUAACAAUUGAACAUUAUUUUAAUACAACUGAUGAUUCAAUAUCAACAAUUCUUAAUUGUAUUCUUCCUUUAAAACAAUUGACGAAAUUAGUUAUUCAAAGUUCUCAUUUUUCUUUUAAACAAAUUAUUAACUUAAUACGUUUUACACUUAAUUUACAUACAUUAAAAUUAGAUUUAUUAUCUUUUAAUGAAACUAAUUUAAAUUUAAGUCAACAAAAUGAAGCUUUUCAAUAUGUAUCAAAUAUCAAAUAA
This is a messenger RNA of Rotaria sp. Silwood1, 1368 nucleotides long. The record is from the annotation of a GenBank genome assembly. NCBI's taxonomy places the organism in Eukaryota, Metazoa, Rotifera, Eurotatoria, Philodinida, Philodinidae.